UGAACUAACACAUAUAAUUACUACGGCCAUUCAUUCUUCUUCACUUUAUAUCUUCAUUUGUAUAAUACAUCUCUCUACCAGUGCUAUCUCGUGCCAUACCACACAAGACGGUAUAAUACGACGAAUAAAUUCCGAUUCCGCCUUACUUUUACACACGAUAAGAGCCUUAGCUUCUACCAAGUGAAGAACUGCGCCUGUGCGACAUCCCAUUAACGGUACUCUUACAUCUAAUCAAGAUCCCGGCGGCGAUUAUUAAAACCAUUGCAUUUGCUUUUUGAUGCUGUUUUCCUAAACAUAGCUGUACAGUAUUUUCGUACAUACCACACAUCUCAUAUAUAUCACUUGCGCAGUCUUAUAGGUCCUGGAACUUUAUCACGUUACGAGUCGCAAUAGUCGACCACGGCAUGGCGCAAUCAUGACCACAAAACCCCUCGUUGGGUCACAAGCCCAACGACAGUCGCAAAGAUCAUUGAAUUCAAAUAUUACCUCGAGACCCUCCCCCCAAAGAAGCCUGUCGUCUAGCUCCCCGACUCGAAGAUACAAUGAAGCCCUCAUAGACUUAACGCUUGAUGUGCCGGAUUCGACAUCUGCGCGUUAUGGACAAACCUCGAGGACAGGAGGGUCGCGCCUGAAGCAAGAAAUCUCCAAUGAGUCGGGAAGUUCGAGUCAGACGGAGAAAUCAGGCUCGGGUCCGUCCAAUAUAAGAUCCAGUAGGCAGACUCUGCCUCCACGCGGGCGACCGCAGCUUCAUUCCGACGUGCGUCACACGAGAGCCCCCAGAUCCAGUUUGACGUCCGACCAAAACUACAAUCAAGUGUUUGCGAGACCAUUUCCUCUCCCUGUUAGGCCCGGACGACAUGCACCCCCAUUUGUUGAAAAGCCCAGCUCAUCAAUUGGGAUUUCUGGAAAGAAAGAUGCUCGCCCCAAACCUUUUGUUUUAGAGAUACCGCCGGCUGCGCCGUCUUAUUCACCGAACGGUAUGUCCAAUCACAUAUUGAUCAAUCUCUCCAUGCAACGGAUUUAUCUCUAACAACUUUUCAAAAGGUCAUGCUGAUUUCUUCCCAUGGAACGGCAACCAUGCCGAAGAUCAAUUCACCGAAGCUGUCAUCCGAGGAGGCUUUUUCGACAAGUCGCAAAUGUCACAGAACGAAACUGGCUCGGCAAAAGCCUCUAUAUAUCCAUCUUUAAAGCACAAAAGUGGCCUCCAAACACUGUCAUCAUUAUUUUCGAGCGUUUUAGCUCAGCGGAGGGCUCAUGGAAAUAUCACAGCGAACUCAACCUUCAAGCCGCCACCCCGUGUAACGGUUACGGACACGAAGAGGGAAAUAUGGCUCAAGGAUCUAGCUAAUCCGACUAUAUCGCUCCGCCGCCUCAGUCGAUCAAUUCCUCAUGGGAUUAGAGGUAAGGUGCUCCUGGAACAUUCCCUCAACAAGAACAUCCCUAUCGAGCGGGCCGUCUGGUUAGCCAAGUGCGUAGGGGCAAAUGAACUGAGGUCUUUCAAGAGGAAAGGCGCGGGUGGUGCUUUUGCUAUGGGAGGUGAGGCGAAAUGGGUCAGAGACUUUACAGUUUGUGUUGAACAGGUGUUGGAAAGCAUAAUUGGAUCAUGUGGAGAGAAGGACUUUCGUCGCAGGAUCUAUUACGCGUAUGUAUAACAUUCACCCGCUCUUGAGCAUCUACUUACAGGCAUGACAGGAUUCGGUUGGCGGCACAUUUUCAUGCCGAAUGCCUUAUAGACCGCGAGCAUUAUAUAGAUUGGAUACUAUCGUCACUCGAGGCUACUUCUCAAGCCAAAUUACCAAUAUUGUUGCUGAUUGCCCAGGUGUAUUGGGAAGAUAUUUUGAGGUAUCGGAGGUUCGGGCGCCGAUUCACAACUACUCUGCUGAAUCGGUUUUCGGAGGUAUGGCAUCACAUUCAUCCCCGCUCCCUUUCUGUAGCUGACAGCAUCUUUCAAGGCAAUCCAGCAUCCGGACUCUGAUAUAUUGGGACCUUUGAACGAUCGUCUACGUUUACUCUUGAAUAAAUUGAUGAUAUCGAACCCGGAUAACUUUGUUUGUCCUGAAAUCUGGUUCAAGCACAGGCAAAUCCUGCAAGCUCACCUAAGCAACUCAGAUGAGCGUCUCACGACUGCCUGGGAUGAGAUCAAUCGCCGCAAUAUACGUCUUACCACUGUAGCUCCUGAAGCCCAGCACCCUCCUCGACAACGCCUUAUCAAUAUACUAGAUAAAUCACUUUUCACUUUGUUCACGCCCGAGGUCAUACAUAUUUGCUGGCAGCUUGAUGAUGACAAAACCGCUCUUAUUCAUGCAGUUUUGGAUUGGUCGACGUCAUGCUAUAGGCCUGGACACGCAAAAGUGUUCAUAGGUGCCCGCAUCAUACGAUCAUGGAGAAGAUUGGGUGCAGACAUAACUGCUUCUAUGCUGUCAUUCCUUGACUCUAGCGCUUGCGAAAUUGGGCGUAACAGGUCUUCAUUUUAUCAUUUAGUUUCCGAGCUAGCCAGGUCGAACGACUUUUGUAUCUCAACAUAUCUUCAAUGGUUAAUCAGCCGUGGCGGUAUUCAUGAUCAUUCAGACCUGGCGCCAGACGGUCCCUGUGGAACAAGGCUCCUUGCAGAGCUUCCUAUUCAUGAUUUGAGCGGAGAAAUGGUUGGGCUGCGCAGGACUUUACUUUGCCGAGCCGAUUACCCGGUGGACAUUGAUGACCACAAGAUAGCCGUCAGCAUAUCUAUCAUAAGCAAUGUACUAAAAAGGAUACAGGUAGCUUCAAAACGACGAUCGCUCCAAGUUGAAAACAAUGUCAAAAGCUUAGACGACCUCAGAUCAUUAAAUCGGGCAAGCAAGUCCCACAUUGGAUCUUGGCUUCGUCAUGAAGUGGAAGCACAGAUGCUACCGUCAAGUACAGUAUCGAAUAAAUGGAAUAGCACAUCACCUGCAACUCGUGAUACUUCUGUGCUUAUGGCGGCUACAUUUGGCAUCGUGCGAGACUAUCUUGAAAUUAUAGAUGAUUUUUCUAUGCUCGCCGAUGUGAUAAAGAUUGCCACGGCAUCUAGAGAUCCUCAAACUAUUGCAUCGUGCGCCGAUACAAUUAAUAUGCACGCCGAGAUAUUUGCGGCCAUCGGAGCAAUUAAGGGCUUGUUUGAUCUUCUUCUUAAUCGUUCGCGUUCAUUUGCAGACGAUCGCGAUAUCAUGCCGCGGGUCAUUUUGGCAUCCUUGAUAGGCCUCUCAUCGAGAAUUCCCGACAACCAGAGUCUUACCGCUCAGCUCACUCGCCAACUUGCUUUGAGUGGUAGGAAGUGUGCCGCCGUCGUUUGUUCUCCUAUAUCGGAUCAUAUGGCGGGUGGAUCACAAAAUAAUGACGCUGAGUUCGUAGACGAAGUUGAGAAGGUCCUUGCAAGCGGUACCAGUAUUGACCGGGGAACCAUGGAACGGCUUUUCCAAAGAGUGGUCCAUCAUUUGUCGAUCUCAUGGGAUAAGUCACCGGAGCAGCAGCGGAAGUGUGUGUUACUGUUGACAACCCUAAGAGACUUCAAUCCACAACCAUUCGAUCUGCUGAUGGCUAGCUGGAUAUCUUACCUUCAAAAUGUGAAACAUCGUCCCAGCUUGGUGAAAAUAUGUGGCCCCUUAGUAGGACUCGGUUGUCUCUCUUUGAAGGAUCUGGUCAAUGCCUGUUUAAUAAAUGAAAGGCCCGAGGAUAGCGCAACGCAAAAAGUGGGCAAGAUUAUAGCCACGGAAUUACUUGCUUUAAUUGCGGCACCAAUCACCAUACCGGAGAUUCUGACAUCAGAAGAAGCAUAUCGCGUCCGACUUGUGCAAAGUCGUAUGCAAAUAGACAACCCUGAACUUACACUGACGGUCAUUCGGUCGGCAAUCGAGAUGUGCUCAACAGCUGUCCACGAUAUACCAUCCAACGCCCUCCACGCCUUGAACGUCUUAGGUGGUCCAGCCAUGCAUGAAAUACUUCAGACGCUAGUCUUGAUUGGUGGUGAUAUGGCCGGCAAAAUCCUGGUGCACUCCGCGUCGCCUGGGUCUACCGACGAGGAUGCUUCCAAAUUAAUGGUAACCGCGAUAAACAAGCUUUUGGUGCCUACACAUCAGAGUGAAACCUCCAAUUUUUCAGUGUGUGAUGCGCUAAAAUGUGCGAAUUAUCUGAAUCUACCAUUUUGCCAAUUGAAGAUGGCGUCUACCUUUUGCUCUGGGAAAAGCUCCCAAUCCACUCCUAGGAAUAUGGUCUCUCCUCAGCUCGAUGACCUUAAUCGUGCCGUUGAGUCUGCUAUAAUGACAGGAGGUACGACAUGGGCUUGCAUUAUACCAUCAUUAGAUAUCGCUACCAUACAAUACUUACGACGUGGUGCCGAGAACCAAUUGCUUGCGCUUUUCCAUGCUGCCAAAGCCUCAGGCUACAACGACAUGUUGAGGCAAGGCCACCAAUUGACGAAAGCAGAAAAUUUGUUGGUCAUCCUCGACUUAACCAUAGACGAGAUGUAUACUGAAAAAGCAAACGCGCCAUAUAAUCCGCAUAGUUGCUUUCCAGACAUCAUAAACUUACUCAGCGGCGCCUCGCAAUAUAUUGCUAGCACACAACAAAAUGGUUGUAAAAUUGCAUUCUUUACGAAAUGGCUACCGCUGCUAUUGUCAUUCACAGCCUCACAAACAGUAGCAUUAGAACAUUCCAAGGCCGGCAAUGAGCAACGGGGAAGAGCUAUUCUGAUCCUGAUAGCAAUCCUUUUGGACUUAUAUGUCCUCAAAGCUCAUACAGACAUAGAAGACCUACCACUAGAGCAGUGCUUCGACCUUGUUCUAAGUAUGGUAGAUGUACUUCCUGAUGAUAUUCGCCUGCAGUGCGGUCGCAACUCCCGCGAAGCGUCCUCAAACCCGAUUAUUAGCUACAUUUAUAGCAUCAUGGCGACUCCAUCUGACUGGCUGCAUAUUUAUCAAAGGGGUUUCUUGAAAACUGCAACUGCUGGAAGGAAUGGUAGUAAUACAAAUACCGACCACGCAAAAGAAUCGAGCCGCCAAUCAUUUCCUUUUACGAUGAAGCGCUGGGAGAUGUUAGGAGAGCCGACUCCUAACAUGGGAGAGAAUGAUACAAGUCUCAGCCUGACACUAUUUGCGAGCAGAAAAGGGGUCAAUUAAGAGCUGCAGCCUGUCAUAAUUUUAUCACAAACCGACGUAUAAUAGAUACAGAGUGGACUGAUGAGGGAGCAAUAAUGUAUUUCAAUCAGUACUGUUUCACGCUUUUGUCUAAUUAUGUAUUUAGUGAACUUAGAAACCACGUGUGGCGUA
Molecule: messenger RNA, 5279 nt
Organism: Sclerotinia trifoliorum
Lineage: Eukaryota; Fungi; Ascomycota; Leotiomycetes; Helotiales; Sclerotiniaceae
Source: the annotation of a GenBank genome assembly